Messenger RNA from Ziziphus jujuba (common jujube), 890 nucleotides. RefSeq names its product chaperone protein dnaJ 15-like. Lineage: Eukaryota; Viridiplantae; Streptophyta; Magnoliopsida; Rosales; Rhamnaceae. The transcript is spliced from 2 exons. The record is from RefSeq and is a predicted model, not a curated record. The coding region runs from base 455 to 790 and encodes 111 amino acids.
UUCAUGAAUUUUGCCCCCUCAAUUCAUUUCUUUUUUGAUCUACCCCUCCAAUCUUUUAAAAUCCCAAAAUACCCUUAUGUUUUUUUUUUAUAUGUUUUUUUCUUUCCUUUCUUCGACUUUUCCCCUCCAUCUCUUUAUCCAUAACCAGACCUUAGGAGCCCUCUGUUUCCUUUCAUGAAUCGGCCGGAUUGUAAGUGUGGAGACUGCGCGUUUUGAAGGAGAUGGUGAAGAGGCGACUCAGAGAGAAAACUACAGGAUUUUAGAGAGCCCUAGGAGCAGAAGCAGAAGCAACAGGUAGGCAACAGCUCUAAUUUUGAUUUUCUUUUAGUGGUUUUGGGAAUUUUUUUUUUUGGGAGAAAUUGUGAAAGUUGUGUUCUGUUUUUUUUUAUUUUUUUUAAUAACGGUGGUGGUAGGCAUUUCUUGAUGAGAGAUAUGUAUGAUGAUAUGAUGCUGGAUGGAGUACAGCCAACUAGGGAUACAUUCCAUUCUGUCAUCAGUUAGUGGAAAGGUGCUUUCAUGUUUGUUAUCAUGGACUUUCAUUCUUUCUGGAAUUUUCCGUUUGCUUGAUUUUGUUUUGUUGCAGGUGGAUAAGCAAAAUGCUCAUUUCUUUGGUGUUACGAUCAACGAGCAACAAGCCGAGUGUGGUAUUCUAGUAAGAGUUACUUCAAAUGCACAAAGCAAAUUUAAGUUACUUUAUUUCGAGCAAGAUGUGAAUGGCGGUUAUGGUUUGGCCCUACAGGUACCAUAUCUUCUUUCCUAUUGUGUCUCCAAUCCAUUUUCCAUUUUAUAGUGCAUAUGAUUUUUGCAUUCUGAAAGCUGUCAUGGUUGUUUAAAAAAUUUGAAGCAUAGAUGGAGUCAACAGUGCCAAUGAUCAUAUACAAUUGGUAGAA